This is a messenger RNA of Mucor velutinosus, 1776 nucleotides long. RefSeq lists its product as uncharacterized. Bases 1 to 1776 code for a protein of 591 amino acids. Gene Ontology annotation, cellular component: plasma membrane; fungal-type vacuole. The record is from RefSeq and is a predicted model, not a curated record. Gene Ontology annotation, molecular function: tripeptide transmembrane transporter activity. NCBI's taxonomy places the organism in Eukaryota, Fungi, Mucoromycota, Mucoromycetes, Mucorales, Mucoraceae. Gene Ontology annotation, biological process: transmembrane transport; oligopeptide transport. The transcript is spliced from 6 exons.
AUGUCGAGUAUAGAUGUUCAGGACGACAACGAGAAAGAAAAGACAUUGGCCAAUUUAGAUGUUACCACUGAGAUUGUGUAUGAUGAUGAUGAUAAAAUUCGGCCUGAGGAUACCUCCAAUUUGCGCCGAGUAGCACAGAGUUUGCCUCUGGCAGCUGGAUUUAUCUUGAUUAAUGAAUUUUGUGAAAGGUUUGCAUAUUAUGGUGGUUCUACACCAUUUCAGAACUAUGUGCAAUAUGGGCCAGAUGAUCCACACCAAGCUGGCGCCCUGGGUAAAGGUCAAUCCACUGCCACAGCUUUGCAGACCUUUUUCACCUUUUUCUGCUAUUUUACUCCCAUGCUAGGCGCCUUAGUGGCUGAUCAAUACAUUGGCCGUUACAGGACCAUCUUGGUCUUUUCCUUCAUCUACAUGAUAGGUUGGCUGAUUCUGACAACAACGGCUUCUCCAUCCGCGUUGGCAAAGGGGGCUGGUUUUCCCGGCUAUAUUGUAUCAUUGAUUGUCAUUGGCCUCGGUACAGGCGGUAUCAAGGGCAUCGUUGCUCCUCUCUGUGCUGAUCAGUAUCGACGCACUGAAAACUACUGCAAAAAGCUCAAGAGCGGUGAAAUAGUGAUGGUGGACUAUGACCUCAGUAUCCAACACUUAUACAACUACUUUUACUGGUUCAUUAACGUAGGGUCUUUGAUCGGAGGCAUCAUCUGCCCUCUACUCGAGCUUCAUGUUGGCUUCUGGGCAGCCUUCUUAUUGCCUACAUGUAUGUUUGCCAUGUCCAUUUGCGUCUUUGUAGCAGGUAGUCGCUUCUAUUACAAACCAGGCCCUACAGAUUCUGUGAUUGUCAAGACAUGGAGCAUUAUCAAGUUUUCGUACCAGCAAAAGAGACUGCCCGAGCACCAAGAAGCCCGUAAAGCCUCUGCCUCACCACUGGACUUUGCUAAACGCGAUAAUGGCUUCCCCGGUAUCGCUCCCUGGGACGACGAGACUCAAAACAAGGCCAACUGGGACGACAGCUUCAUUGAUGAGCUUAAACAAACCAUCAUGGCAUGCAAAAUCUUUGCGCCACUGUCCAUCUAUUGGAUCUGCUAUAACCAGCUGUCCAACAACCUACUAUCGCAAGCGGCACAAAUGUAUCGUCCUGCUGGAUUUCCGAAUGAUAUCAUGAACAACUUUGAUCCCAUUGCUCUGAUCAUUCUUAUUCCCGUUUUCGAUACGUUCUUUUACCCUCUUUUACGUAGAUUGCGUAUCAAUUUUGCCUCUCAGGCACGUAUUACAGUGGGCUUCUUCUUUGGCGCUCUCUCCAUGGUGUAUGCUGCUGUUGUUCAACAUUACAUUUACAUAGACCCUUUGUACAUCUCGUCUAAUGGCGCCUCGUCCAAUGUCAGCGUCUUUAUCCAAAUCCCAUGCUACUUUUUGAUCGCUGUUUCAGAGAUCUUUGCAUCCAUUUGCUCCAUGGAAUAUGCGUAUACCCAUGCUCCUAAAUCAAUGAAAUCGUUGGUCUCUGCUCUCUCAUUAUGGCCCAACUGCGUGGCUGCACUUAUUUCGUUGGCUAUCUCUCCCUCUGCUCAUGACCCCAACAUGGUGAAUGUCUAUUCUGGUGUUGCUGCAGGUGCUUUUGUCACUGGUGUUCUCUACUAUUGGAUGUUUAGACACUAUGACAAGAUUGAUGCAAAAGCUCAGCUUCAAAGGAUGCUGGAUGAGGACAACAGUUACAACAUGCAGCAUCUGCCUGAAUCUGAAGCAGUAGCCAUGGCAGAAGCUGAAGCAGAGAUUAUUCCUAACUAA